UAAAACGGGCCGUUAGGGUUAGGGCAGGCUGUGCAUUCGGAGGCCUUCUCUGAAGCGAGGCUUGGUAAGAGUGGGUUUGCUGGGGACUGAGGGGCGGCCUAGCCUCCAGGGCCCACCCGGGCCGAGAGUGCCGAGGCCUAGUCGGGCCUCGAGCGCGGGCGGCUCCUCCCUCCGCCUCCCUCCCACGCCUUUAUUACGCGAGGCCCCGGCCGCCUCUUCUCCGCCUAGGCCCCGCCUCGCUGGAGGGGCGGAGAAGGCGAGGAACGAGGCAGGCAGGCAGUCAGGCAGUCAGUCUUGGCGCGGCCUGCAUUGGGACUCGGAGCGGCCUUCUCUUCCUUCCAUUGCCAGGGAGGGAGGAAGAAGGAGGCGGCGGCGGCCAGGCGCUCUCCCGGCCCGGCUCCGCGUUUGAUGGAUCCCCGAAUCGCCUGGUUCCAGCCAGAGCAGCUCGGCCCCUCCAACCGCCUGUGGAUGCAGAUCUGGGAGACCACGCAAGGGGUGCGCAACCUCUACUUCCAGCAGCAGCAAGAGCAGCCUCCGUCCUCGCCUCAGCCCCCUUCUUCCGUCGUCGGCAUGAACUUCUUGCCGCUGGAGAACAACAACAACCACCACUACAAAAUAGGCCCCGCUUCAGCCUCGGCCUCGAUUGCGGCGCCUUCCCCGGCCGCGGCGACGGCAGCGGCAACGUCGUCGUCGUCCUCCGCGGCGGCCAGCAACAAGAGGAAGCGCGUCAACAAGGCCAGCACCUUCGGGCUCAAUUUCGCGCUUCUCCUCGGAGGGGAGAGCGGAGGAGGGGGCCCCAAGGCGCCCGGGGACGGGCCCCGAGAAGAGGAGCCUCCCGCCGCCGUGGGCUACACCGGCACGCCCUGGAAGAAGGACGAGGCCAAGGGCGGCUACGCGCCCGGCGUGGUCGGUCUCCAUGAAGAGAUCAAUGACUUCUACAAGUAUAUGUCUCCCAGACCCGAAGAACAGCGGAUGCGAAUGGAGGUGGUGAAUAGGAUAGAAAAUGUUAUAAAGGAACUCUGGCCUAAUGCAGACGUGCAAAUAUUUGGAAGUUUUAAGACUGGUUUAUAUUUACCUACUAGUGAUAUUGACUUAGUUGUGUUUGGAAAAUGGGAGACAUUGCCUUUAUGGACUCUAGAAGAAGCUCUCCGAAAGCACAACGUAGCAGAUAAAGGUUCGGUAAAGGUCCUAGACAAAGCGACUGUUCCUAUAAUUAAGCUCACUGAUUCCUUUACUGAAGUCAAAGUUGAUAUCAGCUUCAAUGUACAGAAUGGUGUAAAAGCUGCUGAUCUCAUCAAAGAUUUUAUUAAGAAAUAUCCUGUAUUGCCAUAUCUAGUUUUAGUACUGAAACAGUUCUUAUUACAGAGGGACCUCAAUGAAGUAUUCACAGGUGGAAUUGGAUCUUAUAGUCUUUUUUUAAUGGCUGUCAGCUUCCUCCAGCUACAUCCCAGAGAAGACGCUUGCAACCCCAAUGCCAACUAUGGUGUCCUUUUAAUAGAAUUUUUUGAGUUGUACGGACGUCAUUUCAACUAUUUGAAAACAGGAAUCCGAAUAAAGGACGGGGGGUCCUAUGUGGCCAAAGAUGAAGUGCAGAAAAACAUGUUGGAUGGUUAUAGGCCAUCUAUGCUGUAUAUUGAAGACCCACUGCAACCAGGUAAUGAUGUCGGGAGGAGUUCUUACGGUGCCAUGCAAGUCAAACAGGCCUUUGAUUAUGCAUAUGUUGUUCUGAGCCAUGCAGUAUCACCAAUAGCGAAAUAUUACCCCAACAACGAAAGUGAAAGUAUAUUGGGAAGAAUAAUCCGAGUAACGCAAGAAGUGGCAACAUACCGAGACUGGAUAUCAAAGCAGUGGGGAAGUCAAAGUAGCACAGAAACUUCAUGCAAUGGCAAUGGUGUGACAAUAGAUAACCAGCAGCUGGACAAAUGCAACAAUAAUCUCUCUGAAGAGUGUGAAUCACUAGGGAAGCCUAGGAGUAAAACUUCAGAGACGCUGAGCAAGCACUCGUCGAAUUCUUCAUCAGGCCCUUUAUCAUCAUCUUCUUCCACGCUUUCCAGCUCUAGUGAUGUAGAGUCUGAUGGAACACCCUGCAAAACGUCUAAACAGCUGGGCUGCCGCCAAACUACAGCAAACAGAACUCAGGACAUAUCACUGGGAUCAACCCAGAUGAGUGGGAAAAUACCAAGCAGCCAGGCAAUAAAUACGUCUAGUGUUGGAAACAAAUCCCAGCACGGAUCGACGAGGUUACUCCGCACUUCUUCCAACAAAGGGUUCCAAGGUCCAGGGAAUUCAAGCCAUGGCACUUCGGUGACGAACAAACCGCACCAAGGCAGCAAAUCCCACCAGUUUUACCAUAACAAAAAGAGGAAACACAAGAGGGACGCUGCCCUUUCAGACCUUUAUAGAUAGUUUUCCUAUCGGAAGGAAUACGUGACUGUACUUCUGUGUGCAAUGAUCUCAAUGCUACAAAGGAUAAGUUGGACACUGACUCCCCAGGCCUCAUCCGGAGUCUCAAGACUGUUGAAAACGUUGAUUAGCAACACAUUUUAGUUUAUUUUUAUUUUUUUCCAGCUCGCCACGGAAAAGAUCAUGAAGAGACUGACAACUGCAAAAAAAGGAAAAAAAACACAAAAAACCAAAUUAAAAAUUAAAAAAUGUUUGGGGAUGGUGGGUGGGGAGGACGAGCCUGCUCAUCUGAUAAAGUCAUAUACGACAACAGGGUUGUUAAAGGUAUAUUUAAAAAAAGCUUGAAUGUAAAAUAAAUAUCUCCUAUCAGCUUCCAUGCUGAAACCGUAGGGAUAGGACUCAGUGUGUUUAAGGGGUUGGUAAUGAACUAAAAAUAAAGGAGAGGGGGGCAAAAAAAAAAAAGCAGGGUGGGGAGGGUAGCAUUUUGAGGGGAACCCAAAUCUCAAAGCGGAAAGACAGAAAAUGCGCGCAUGAUAAAUUUUUAAAUUAUUUUUGCAUAUAUUUACCAUUUUAUCGUGUAUUCGAUAGGCGACCAUACAUAUUAGGAGAACUGACAUUUGUAAUAGUGGAUUUGUUAAUACUUUUUACAUGACAUGACUGUUGAAAUGGUAGAAGACACCUUUUCCUCCCACCCACUCACCCCUCUAUUUUCCUCUUUCGGGAUUUGUUAUUUAUUUAUUUUUUUAAUUUGUCGGGUGAAAAUACAUCAGACAAACAUAAUAGGCUAGGAUUUGUGGUGGGGUUUUUUUUUCUCCCCUUCUCCUUUUAGCCUUGAGAAAUAAUUAUUGAAUAGCACAUCUCUGCGUCUGCACAAGUUGUUCCUUCGAACGAGGGAGAGAGAAAAAAACAUAGGAAAGGAAGAUAGGGGCAAAGUCUUGUUAUGCAUCCUGUGUCAAUUCUUUCUCUUUGGAGUAAAAGAAAAACCAAUGAAUUCUUCCACUUGUUUCUAAAGUGCCAUCAUGGGGUAUUCGAGCGUACGGUUUCCUCCGAAAUCGUAACACACUUCGCUGUGUUUUAAGGGGGGAAAUAACCGACGUUGGGUUAUGUUUGAAUUUUGGGAUUUUCUUUCAACCAUCUUUUCUGAAAUUCAUAUAUUAUGCAUUGGAUAGGAAAUCCUAUUGUCCUUAGUGCUAACGGGGAAGCGCUCUCAAUCCUAUGCCUUUUUUUGUAUGUGUGCCUUCAUCCCUAUGUCUUAGUUUUUUUGUCUUUUCCUCUGGUUACAACUUUCUUUUUUCCUUAAAGGAGAAAUAGACGGUUGACGACUUUUGUGCGAUUUCGUUCCCUUUUUUGAGAUCUGUUUCCCCCCCCCCCCCCUAAAGCCCGCCCUUGAAAGACGAGACUUCUUCAAAUAACGGAAAUAAAUUUGUAUUUAUAAGGAAGUGAAUUUUUUUUCAUAUUCACCUCUUUCUCCCUUGAAUCCUCACCCCGAGAACAAAAAACAAAACGACGAGUUCGAACAUUUCCUAGCACCGCCAACGCUUUUUUGCGACCGAAGCAAACGGCUCUGGCUACGAAUGCAAAAACGGAAUGUGUAGAAGUUUGUAGUCACUUGCAUUGUUUGCAAAUAUAUAUAGAUAUAGAUAUAUAAAUAUAUAUUUGGAGCACUUUAACGGAUAGAAUGUAAAGUGACAUUACUGUAAGCUUUUUCUUUGAAGCGGAAAGUGCGUGAUUGCGUGUCUUCGUACGUACGAAUGAAUGUGUUUCGGGGGAAGAACGACGCCGACGAUAAUUGCUUCGAGGAGCAAUGAUCGCUUUUAGACGUUUCUUUUCUUUUUUUUAAUCGCAGACCAACUUGACCUUUCGUGUGUGUUGAUCGAGUGUGGAAGUUUUUAAAGUAAAAAAAUAAAAAAACAAUAAUGCAACACGACCAAAAACUGUCAUUAAUGGAAACUUAAUAAAACACUCUCUAGAUACGAAAGCAUUUUGAGAAAAAGGGAGGAAAAAGAAUCAAUCUUCGCCACCAUAAAUUCUUAAGAACACUAAACAUAAGGGGGGGAAAAAGGAAUGUUAACUUGACGAUGUUUUGUUCAAUUUUGUUUUUCCGUUAACUCGGCUGUCAUAUUAUGCAAUAUCAAAAUAUUUAUUUGGAGUUAAAAUACAUUUGUGUUUUUUUAUAACUGUGUAGGACUACCUUCACUGCUUUGGGAACAAAUUCUAAAUUAUCUUAAUCCAGUAUUACUAGCUGCUGUUCUUGAAUGCUGUUACAAAUGUGUAAUACACCAAUCUGUAUUACUUAUCCACACUGAAGGCUUUUUAUUGUUAUUAUUAUUAUUUAAUCAUUUGAUUAUUUUUUUAUUUUCGGGAAAAAAAUCACCCUCUUUGUUGGAAACGAAUGUUCUGUCUGGAUGCAGAGAUUGGUGUUCCAAUAAGUAUCUGAUUAUUUUAAUGUGGUGGUAGCGGGAAGAUAAUCUUGAUUCCAUUGGGAAUCUUAGGUUUGCCUCAAUUUAUGGUUUUCAUAAAUUUUAAUGGAAAAAUAGCUUUUCCUGGACUGCUCGAGUUUCAUUUUGUAAACAGUAUCUUUCUAACAGGAGAAGACGAGGACAAAGCAUGAAGGAAAAACUGAGGUAUUUACUUCACCUCAAAUAACCAGCAUUGUAUUCAUGAAACACUGUAUAUCUAGCAAAAACCUUUAUUUAAGCGGAACAGUUGAACUGUUCUUUUUUUUUUUUCAAUCUGAAGUUUAAAAAAAAUUACUUUCAAAACCUUUUAAGUUUUGCCUGCUCAUUUAUCUUGUACAUUUCAUCUCUGUAUUCAACCUAAGUCAAAUUCUUUUUUUUUUGAGUUUCAAUACUUUUUUGUGAAAAUUUUUGUGAAAUAUAUAUAUAAAAAAAUAAAUGUUUCCAUACAA
Molecule: messenger RNA, 5311 nt
Organism: Anolis carolinensis (green anole)
Lineage: Eukaryota; Metazoa; Chordata; Lepidosauria; Squamata; Anolidae
Gene: tent4b
Product: terminal nucleotidyltransferase 4B
Exons: 12
Coding region: 409-2406 (665 amino acids)
Biological process (GO): RNA 3'-end processing
Cellular component (GO): nucleolus; TRAMP complex
Molecular function (GO): mRNA binding; poly(A) RNA polymerase activity
Source: RefSeq, a predicted model, not a curated record